Crotalus tigris (Tiger rattlesnake) is the source of this 4539-nucleotide messenger RNA. RefSeq names its product cyclin T2 (gene CCNT2). Gene Ontology annotation, molecular function: cyclin-dependent protein serine/threonine kinase activator activity. Gene Ontology annotation, biological process: regulation of transcription by RNA polymerase II; positive regulation of DNA-templated transcription, elongation. Gene Ontology annotation, cellular component: cyclin/CDK positive transcription elongation factor complex; nucleus. NCBI's taxonomy places the organism in Eukaryota, Metazoa, Chordata, Lepidosauria, Squamata, Viperidae. The transcript has 9 exons. The record is from RefSeq and is a predicted model, not a curated record. Bases 16 to 2265 code for a protein of 749 amino acids.
GCGAGACAUGCCGCGAUGGAAGAGGAGGAGUCGGGCGCGCCGGCGGCGGGUGCUGCUUCGGGAGGAGGAGGAAGUGUCAUGGCGGCGGCGUUGGGUUCCGGACCUGGCGCGAGUUCGGGGUCGCGCGGACCUGGCGGAGGCGGCCUAGGAAGUUCGCGCUGGUUUUUCAGCCGGGAGCGGUUGGAGAACACGCCGUCGCGCCACUGCGGCGUCGAGGCCGACAAAGAGCUCUCUUACCGGCAGCAGGCGGCCAAUCUCAUCCAGGAUAUGGGCCAGCGCCUCAACGUAUCUCAACUUACAAUAAACACCGCAAUUGUUUAUAUGCACAGGUUUUAUAUGCACCAUUCAUUCACAAAAUUCAAUAGAAAUAUCAUCUCUCCUACUGCAUUAUUUUUGGCUGCGAAAGUAGAAGAACAACCACGGAAACUUGAACACGUUAUCAAAGUAGCACAUGCUUGCCUUCAUCCUCUAGAGCCCCAGCUGGACACAAAGUGUGAUGCAUAUCUUCAGCAGGCCCAGGAAUUGGUUAUACUUGAAACAAUAAUGCUUCAAACUUUAGGUUUUGAGAUUACCAUUGAGCAUCCACAUACAGAUGUUGUGAAAUGUACCCAGUUAGUGAGAGCAAGCAAGGAUUUGGCACAGACAUCCUAUUUCAUGGCUACCAACAGUCUACACCUUACUACAUUUUGUCUUCAGUACAAGCCAACUGUGAUAGCAUGUGUAUGUAUACAUUUGGCAUGCAAGUGGUCUAACUGGGAAAUCCCUGUAUCAACUGAUGGAAAACAUUGGUGGGAAUAUGUAGAUGCUUCUGUAACUUUAGAAUUACUUGAUGAGCUAACUCACGAAUUUCUUCAGAUACUGGAGAAAACUCCUAGCAGACUAAAGAGAAUUCGAAAUUGGAGGGCUAAUCAGCAGGCUGCUAAGAAACCUAAAGGAGAUGGCCAGGCAUCUGAAAACUCUCUUCUCGGCUCCUCUUUGGUUCAGAAUUCCAUUUUGGUGGAUGCUGUUGCUGGUAUAUCUGCAAAUGCAAGUUUCCAGAAACCAUCAGCGUCCACAUUUCCUGCCCCAGUUCCUUUGAACUCAGGAAAUAUGUCUCUUCAAGAUAGUCAAGAUAAUCUGGCAAUAUUAGCUGCAGGAAUGCCAGGUACCUCAUAUAAUUUGUCAACACACCAAGAAUGGCCUCAACACCAAGAGCAAACGAGGACAGAACAGUUGUAUUCUCAGAAACAGGAGACUUCAUUGCCGGGCGCUCAGUUCAAUAUCAACUAUCCGCCGAGCUCUUCGUUGCAGUUGCAUUCCGGAUUGCAUCAUCGAGCCGACAAACUCUCUGAGCACUCUCUGGUCCACAAAGUGGGAAACAAACACGGGCAGAUUGCUCCUGCCCCUGCGAUAAUGCCUCAGAAAAUGUCCCUGGAUAAAUACAGAGAGAAACGUAAGCUAGAAACCUUAGAACUGGAUAUCCGAGAACACUACAUGGCAUCCGAGCCUCCAUAUAAAAAGCACACCCAACCCCAAACAGCCAAUAGCAGUUCCGUAACUUCCCCUAUUAAAAUGAAAAUUCCCAUUGGGGGUGCAGAAAAACCUGAGAAAUACAUGCCAGACAAAAAAGACAAAAGUGGCUCGCUCAAGCUGCGAAUACCCAUUCCUCCCACCGAAAAGAAUGCCACUAAAGAAGACCUGAAAAUGAAAAUCAAAGUCUCGUCCUCAGAGAGGCACAGCUCGUCGGAUGAAGGAAGUGGGAAAAGCAAGCACUCGAGUCCCCAUGUUAGCAAGGAAAAGCACAAGGAACAUUCCAUGAACCGUCACCACGGUGGCAGUCAUAAGCAUAGUGGCGGCGGUAAACAUGGUAGUGAUGGAUUAACCCCAGCUGUUCUGAGGAGUCCUGUUGGUUUGAGCUCCGAUGGCAGCGUCUCUAGUUCCGGCUCUUCAAGAAAGAAGCUCUUCAGCAAUGAUGCUUCUCACAACCAUCAUUCCAAAAUGAGCAAAAGUUCCAAAAGUUCAGGUAGUUCAUCUAGUUCUUCCUCUGUUAAGCAGUAUGUAUCCUCUCUCAACUCUGUUUUUAACCUUCCCUUACCCCCUCCUCCCCAUGUCACAUACCAGGUGGGCUACGGACAUCUCAGCACCCUCGUGAAACUGGACAAGAACCCAGUGGAGAACGGUCCUGAUGCCAGUCACGAGUACAGUACAAACAGCCAGCAUAUGGACUACAAAGACACAUUCGACAUGCUGGAUUCACUGUUAAGUGCCCAAGGAAUGAAUAUGUAAUCAGUUGUUUAGAUUCCUUUUCCCUUUUCUUAAUUUAAGAAUAUUAGACAGAAAAAAAAUCAUCAUCUAAGAAGAGCAAAUCCAGCAGCUGUUGUCCACUUUAUAUAUAGAUAUAGAUAGAUAUAUAUAUGUAAUUUAUACAUAUAUAUAUGUAUAUAUAUAUAUAAGUAUGUGCUGCUUUAUCUUUCACUCUGAAGAGAUUAGUAAAUGAGCCUGUCUCCACAUAAUGAUAGUGUUAUAAAUACUCUAAUGAUACAGAAGGUGCAAAAUCACAGUAUUUCCACAACCACAGUUAAGAACAGUAGAUUAAAUGGCUGCUUUUUUUAGCUGUAUGGAAUGCCUCUUGCAUUAUUUAUAAUUGAACUAUGCCAGCCACGAUUUUUGUUGCUUAGUGAAUGAAUGAGUGUAAACUUUUUUUUUUUUUUGGUGUAUUUAUACUGUAUGUAUGAUUUGCAUGUUUCAAAGAAGGGAUAUAUAAAGUAUACUGACGAUGUUUACAACAAAAAAGUGGAGAGAUUGUACAUACAUUUUUGUAUGUUUAGAUAUACCAUAAAUAACUCAGGAUUGGAGCUGCUUGUAAGUAUAACCAGUGUACCUAACUUUUUCCCUUGUGUCAGCAUCGAUAAGGAAGAAACUUCAGUGGCACUUCAUGUUAAACGUUGGGCCUUAUUUGGGAGCCACUUCCUGAGCGCCAUCCACUGCCUGGGGAAUCAUGUGCUGGUGGGAAGUGGAUGAACAACCCUGGCAGGAGGACCCCUGCCACGCAAUGUGAAAAUGGCAUGGGCCUCAAUUUGUCAUAAACCAGUCGAGUGCUGAAAUGUCAGUAACUUUCAGAAGGGGGAAUGAAAAUAAUAAAAAAAGUUUAUAUAUAAUCUUUUGACGUGAAAGUGCAUUUAAAUGUUUGGCUUGAUGCAGUAAUAGACACACAGAGCUGUUAAUAAUGGUUACAUAGAUUAACGUGAUUUAAGAGCUGAAAUACAUAAAACUUCUGUAGUGACAUUAGUAUGUUUUUUGUUUUGUUUUUUAAAGAAAACUUAAGUUAUUAGUGGACAGGGAUCACUGUUUUCCAUUAGCAUUUCAUACAGAACGCCACAUUUUGAAUUUAAAAAGUGUGCUAUGUGAAUAAAAUGCCAUUUCUUUUACAGGUGGAAUAUUAUCUUUGCAAUAAAUAAGUACAAUUGUUGGUAUACCAACUUCUCUCUUAUCUCGGACAAUAAAAUAAUUGUCACGUGUGCUACAUGAAUUGUACUCGUGAUUGUAGUAACGAAAAUGGAGGUUGUUUUUUCAGAUCUGAAUAAUCACUCUCCAAUUAAACCACUAGUAUACAUUUUUAUGGCUGUGUCAUAUUACUGUUUUCAUUCACCUGCCUUUUUUUAAAAAAACAAAUUACUGUUGUAAAUGUUGAUGAAUUCUUGUUCCAAGCUGAUGUCCCAUUUUUACCAGCUGUGACUCUUAAGUGCAUGGAAAUUACCUCAGCGUAAAUUCAGUACAGUAGCAACUGUUACUUACUGGGUGUAAAAUCUAAAAGAUUUUGUUAAGUUAUCCUCAUAUCUGAGAGGGAUCCACUAUUUGGUAAAAUCAGUUCUUGCACAGUUUAUGCUCUAAUUGGUUACAAACAUUUCAGAAAAAGUCUGAAGUUUUAAGCCCUUUAGCUACAUUAAAAGUGCUUUAGAUAAUUGUUGAGCAUGUAUCCAAUUAGUGGUUACAAUAUAAUGUAACUACUGUUGCAUCAAUUACUAUGUAAUAUUUAGUUGCCGGUAAUGCAAAACUUUGUACUGCAUACUUGAAUACAUUUAUUUGAAUUAUGGGUGUCUUUUUAAUACUUUAACAUGGGCACUAUGAAUAAUGUAUCUUCAAAUUUUAAUCUCCUUAGCUCUUCAGUCUCUUUCAUCCGUACUUGUUACUUCUUCACCCUUGUAAUUUUUAUAUUGAGAAUAUUUCUUAAACCCUGUAUUGUGAAAUUUGAUCCUGCGUUGUUGCAUUUUAAGCCUUUUUAGACUUUCUUCACUACCUCAUUUAUGCUAUGAAAUCCUCAAGAGCUUUUGACAUAUAGUGUAAGAAAGAUUAAAUGUUUUAAACUGUGAUUCCCAGUAGGAAGAAGAAAAACCAGUAAAUGUUUGCUUUAAAUAAAAUUUAUUUACAAAGUCUCAUAGUAUUUGCUUCCCAGCUUAUAGCUUUGCCUUGGAAUGCAUUUUAUCCAUUACAGUUUGAAGAUAUAAUGGACACAUGGCUACAGAUCUAAAUAAAAACAACCCCUGAAUUUUAUAUUAUGUU